UGUGGCUGGGGGAGGAGGACUCCGAUUGCUUUGGAAAAGUAUUACUUGGAAGACAGUCUACUUUUCAUCUCCACUUGGCCCCACGACGUAAGGGGAUCUAUUAAAAGGUGGCCGAAAUUUUCGGACGCGACAAGAAUCCGUUCCAUCUCGCUUCUGCUUCGAGUCGUUUGGGUCCACGUUGAAACUUCGAGGCCUGCUUAGGUUAGCCUAGCCUAGUUUAACCGCUAACAAAGACGACAAACAGCGCACCUGGUUCGAAACGUCGCCGAGCAACCAAUCAUCAAAUCCUAAAAUGUCAGAUCUAUAUGUCAGCCAAGCCUAUCGUCUUGAGCACCAGGAGUCUGCAUGCGUCAAGGGGGAGGAGGAAGAGUCCGUUCAUAUUCAAGGUCAUCCCAAGCAUUUUUUUCUUUAGAUGAGGCAGAAAUCACAUAUCUAGUCUAAUGUAAUGGCUUGGCCUACUUAGUAUCUUUGUAAUAGACUCGUGAAGGUUUGUGCCACGGCAUCGACUUGACUAUUGUUUGCAGAUUGAAAGAUUUCUUACUAUGCAAACAAAUUUACUUCGUUUGAAGAAAUUACAGGAUGAAGAUACAGUAUAUUAGGCGCAAUCACAAGUAUACAGUGGGGCAAAUAAGUAUUUAGUCAACCACUAAUUGUGCAAGUUCUCCCACUUGAAAAUAUUAGCGAGGCCUGUAAUUGUCAACAUGGGUAAACCUCAAUGAUGAGAGACAGAAUGUGGGAAAAAAACUAAAAAAUCAUAUUGUUUGAUUUUUAAAGAAUUUAUUUGCAAGUCAUGGUGGAAAAUAAGUAUUUGGUCAAUACCAAAAGUUCAUCUCAAUACUUUGUUAUGUACCCUUUGUUGGCAAUAAUGGAGGCCAAACGUUUUCUGUAACUCUUCACAAGCUUUUAACACACUGUUGCUGGUAUUUUGGCCCAUUCCUCCAUGCAGAUCUCCUUUAGAGCAGUGAUGUUUUGGGGCUGUCGUUGGGCAACAUGGACUUUCAACUCCCUCCACAGAUUUUCUAUGGGGUUGAGAUCUGAAGACUGGCUAGGCCACUCCCGGACCUUGAAAUUCUUCUUAAGAAGCCACUCCUUUGUUGCCCUGGCUGUGUGUUUGGGAUCAUUGUCAUGCUGAAAGACCCAGUCACAUCUCAUCUUCAGUGCCCUUGCUGAUGGAAGGAGAUUUUCACUCAUAAUCUCGCGAUACAUGGCCCCAUUCAUUCAUUCCUUUACACAGAUCAGUCGUUCUGGUUCCUUUGCAGAAAAAUGGCCCCAGAGCAUGAUGUUUCCACCCCUAUGCUUCACAGUGGGUAUGGUGUUCUUGGAUGCAAUUCAUUAUUGUUUCUCCUCCAAACACGAGAACCCGUGUUUCUACCAAAAAGUUCUAUUUUGGUUUCAUCUGACAAUAACACAUUCUCCCAGACCUCUUCUGGAUCAUCCAAAUGCUCUCUAGCAAACCGCAGACGGGCCUGGACGUGUACUUUCUUCAGCAGGGGGACACGUCUGGCAGUGCAGGAUUUGAGUCCCUGGCGGCGCAUUGUGUUACUGAAAGUAGCCUUUGUUACUGUGGUCCCAGCUCUCUGUAGGUCAUUCAAUUGGUCCCCCCGUGUGGUUCUGGGAUUUUUGCUCACCGUUCUUGUUAUCAUUUUGACACCACGGGGUGUGAUCUUGCAUGGAGCCCCAGAUCGAGGGAGAUUAUCAGUGGUCUUGUAUGUCUUCCAUUUUCUAAUAAUUGCUCCCACAGUUGAUUUCUUUACACCAAGCGUUUUACCUAUUGCAGAUUUAGUCUUCCCAGCCUGGUGCAGGUCUGCAAUUUUGUCUCUGGUGUCCUUCGACAGGUUUUUGGUCUUGGCCAUAGUAGAGUUUGGAGUGUGACUGACUGAGGUUGUGGACAGGUGUCUUUUAUACCGAUAAUGAGUUAAAACAGGUGCCAUUAAUACAGGUAACGAGUGGAGCCUCGUUAGACCUCGUUAGAAGAAGUUAGACCUCAUUGACAGCCAGAAAUCUUGCUUGUUUGUAGGUGACCAAAUACUUAUUUUCCAUUGUAAUUUGGAAAUAAAUUCUUUAAAAAUCAAACAAUGUGAUUUUCUGUUUUUCUUUCACAUGCUGUCUCUCAUGGUUGAGGUUUACCCAUGUUGACAAUUACAGGCCUCUCUAAUCUUUUCAAGUAGAACUUGCACAAUUGGUGGUUGACUAAAUACUUAUUUGCCCCACUGUAGAACAGGCACACUAAAUAGCGCAAACAAAAGCGUAACGCUGUUUCAAACACACUGACGGAAAACAUCUGGUCACGCCAGCCACACCGAAUCAAGUCGAUCCGGUCACGCCAGCCACACCAAAUCAAGUGGAACAUUUCAAAAAAGGUGAUACAUCGUGAAACUUUGUAGGCCAAAGGUUUUUCGAUAUGCUCUCACCAAGAAUCAAAAUAUUGUUUUUAAAAAAGCGUCAUUGUUUACAGAAAAAAUAACCAACAGGUUGCUACCACAAUCUUCCAUUAGAAUAGUGUUUGGUUGGCUCAAUUUCAAUGGCGGUCAUUAACGGCGCUGGACAGCCAAUUAAUUUUGACUGGGUUGGACGUCUAGGGCCGUCAAUGGCACUGAAAACGGAGCAUUCGCGUCCAGUCUUUUUUGGGCAUUUAUAGGUCAUUUCCUGUUCAUCAAAGGCCGUUUUCAGGUUACUUCCUCUUGAUUUUGAGUCACUUUCUUUUCAUUUGGUGACAUUCUCAAAUCAUUUCCUUUUCAGUAACCCAAAAUAAACAGGAUGUGACCCGUAAUUGCCUCAAAAUCAACAGGUAGUGAACCAUAAAUGCCCCAAAAUCAACAGGAAGUGACCCGUAAAUCAACAAGAAAUGACCCAAAAUCCACCAUAACUUCUCGUUGAUUUUGGGUCAAAAUGAACAGCAAGUGACCCGAAAUCAACAGGAAGUGACCCUUAAAUGCCCCAAACGGAAAAGAAAGUGAACGAAAUCAACAGGAAAUGACUUGAAAUGCUCCGAAAUGAACUUAUUGCCUUGCAUUGGCUGCCACUGAUGGCAACAAGAUUCAUUUGUUCAUUGGCUGCCGUCCCUCCCACUUCAAACGGAUUGGAGGUCUAUCAGUGGUAAACUCAUUCACAGCAGAAGGAUGGGGAAAAAAACGUGUUUUUCUGUGUCUUAGUGAUUUUCUGACGCAUGUAUCGAUAAUUGUCAUAUCGCCAUAUCGUGAGCUCAUAGUUAUCAUGGGCCUUGUAUCGCAUAUCGUAUCGUGAGCUACCCAGAGGUUCCCACCCCUAUUUACCCAUGUGUGAUACACCUUAGUUUCCUUACACUAAAUUUGUUUCUGUAUACGAUUAGCGCAAGCUGUCAGUGCUAAUAGCGCAGUGCUAGCUUGCGCCACUGAUUUUUUCUUUGUCAAAACGGCUGCCACCAAGUUCGAUGAGCAGACUAGCUCACUGGUGCUUGUCUGCUCGAAUUGUUCUUGUACUGUGUCUUCAAUAUGACUCGAUGAACGUUCGUGCUCGAGCCUUCCGUCUCUUCUUUUGUCCAUUCAUGAAAAAAAGAGACGGUAACACUUUAUAAUAACUAUCCGUUAUAACUAGGUAAUAGAUCAUGAGUAAACAGUUUUUAAAUGAUUUAUUGGUGAUCUUUAAAGUGUUUGUUAACAGUGUGUAAAGUAUUUAUAAUGAUGCUUAUAGAUAGUUAAUAUAUCAUCAAUAAACUGCUGUUUAAUGAGUAAUAAACGACUUGUAAACUGUGUGUCAAUGAUUUAUAUCUACACCUCAAUUAGUAAUAUACCAUUAACAAGCUAUUAGUAACUAGCUAACAUAUGACUUAUUAAGUAUCAUUUGAUAGUUUAUUUACGUUAAUGGGACGUUAUUCUAAAGUUGCAACAACUCCUCAUUUCUUAAUUGUUAGUAAAUGAGGAACAAGUGCAACUUUAGAAUAACGUCUAAUAACAUACAUAGUAGGCCUGAACGAUAUAUCGUUUAAACAUCGCCAUCGCGAUGUGCGCAUGCGCAAUAGUCCCAUCGCAAGGACGUGCGAUAGUUUUUUCAUUUCAUUUUUUUAAAUCCACAAACGUUUGUUUUGAGCAAGGAGCGAGAAAGAGAGUGCAGUCUCUCAUUCUCUCCAGCUCGCAGUCAUCGGCUCCUCCCCCUCCCCUGCUAGAGCGGAGUGGAGGGAGGGAGGAGGGGCCGAACAGCAGAGCGGAGGGAGGAGGGGCCGUUUUCAAAGUGAAAGCAAGCAACACGUUGAAUAGGGAAGACUGUCUCCAAAAGGAGUUUUGGAAGUAUUUUGGUUAUCGACAAGAAUAUAAGGAACAAAAAACAGCCCUGUUGACAGUGCCUCGCCAUGGUUGCCUCAACAAGAAGUAAUCCGUCGAACAUGUGGGACCAUUUAAAACGCAGGUAUCUAUGCAUUCCUGCUACGAGCUUCCCAUCAGAGGCUUUUUAGUACAGGUGGGAACAUUGUUACGUGCCAACGUUGUUGUCUCAAGCCUGCAAUGGUGGAUAAACUAGUAGUCUUGGCCAAAAACCUAUGAGACCCAGUUGAGAAUUGCUGAGCAAGGAAGGUGGACGAUAUGCAGACAAAUACAUAAAUUUGGGAGUUAAAAUGGUUCUGUUAUUCAUCAGUUAUUUGCUGUUAUUCAGUUCAAUUAUUUACAAGUUCAAUUGAGUUUCUGUUUCUUUUAUAUUUAAAUUAACUGUAAAUCGUAUUUUUCAAAUAACUAUAGUACAGCUGCACAUAAAGUUUUGAUACUUAAUAUUUUUAAAAUAUUUUUACAACUUUGUUGCAGUUUUGCAGUUCUAUAUUGUUAUAUUUUGUGUAAACAACUCAGGGGACUAAUGCACUUGCACUUUUAUUUGACAGAUUUAAUAUUUAAGUUCAAAUAUGUUGACAACUUUAUUGUUUUACUGAGGUUCUUAUUUAUUGUUAUAGUUUGUGAACAACUCUUAUUUGUCAUAUUUAAUAUUUUUGUUCAAAUAUGUUUACAACUUUGUUGUUAUUUUACCGAAGUUGUUAUUUAUUGUUAUAUUUUGUCAAAAACUCAGGGGCUGCUCUUUUAUUUGUCAUUUAAUGUAUUUGCUGCUGUUGAAGUGUCAAAUAUUGUGUUCAAGAAAUUAUCUAUUUUGUGCAGACAUGGCUUCCUGGAUCCCUUCAUAAUAAUACAGCAAUCUUAAUCAUUCACAAAUGAAACCGUAUUAUAUGAAUACACUGUGGUCACGGUGUGUCAUGCAAAGUAUUUCCAAACAGCUAUUCAAGUCAUCUAGUGAAUAUUUCUUUAAAAUUAUUUAUUAUUAUUUUUUUUUUUUACUAUCGCAAUAUAAUAUCGCAAUAUAUUGCACACCUAAAAAAAAUCGCAACAAUAGUUUUUUCCAAUAUCGUUCAGGCCUAAUACAUAGGCUUAUAACUAAUAUAUUAACUCACACUUUACAGAUCAGUUGUUAAUGGUUUGCUAACCAUCUGCUAAACUUUGAAGAACAGCAAAUAGGUUGAACAAGUUCAAGGUACCGAAAUUGAAUGUUUAAAUUUAAAGGUUUUCGACCUCAUGAUUGUUCUACCAAUAUGCCUUAUUGUGUCCUAUAUUUUACCAAAGAAACACCACAGAUGAAAUUUUAAACAUUUUGUUUAAUGCACAGAAACAUACAUAAUGCGACAUCACAUGACAGAACAGCAAAAUACAACAGUAUAUUACAAACCCAAAAAUUUGGGACACUGUUUGUGCUAACACAGGAUAAACUUCAUUUAUGAGGGGCAUUUAAUGUCCAUACAUCACGGAUAUGUCAUGGAUUAUCUGUCCUAAUGGCCCAUUGUGAUGCUUACGGGCAAGCCACUCGCGCCAUUCAAAAACUCUGAGAUGGUCUGCCAGUAACUCCUGUGUACGAUUUCCCCUGAGUCUCCACACAUUUUCCUUUACUGUUCUCCAGGCCCUCUCUAUGUGCUGAGUAUGUGCACCUGUUUGGGUAUUUACAUAAGAAAUACUGUGAUUGACAGUGAAAUGGGUGUAACCUAGCUGAGGUAGAGCAUUGCGAUAAGCUCGCCACUCAUCACUUAUUAUAGUGGAUCCCAAUUUCACAUGAUGAACGAUAAGUGGUACCAGAUCGCUCCUCCUCCUUCUCGCAACUAAGCGAAGAAUAGGCUUUGCAUGUUUUCUCCUUCUGUGGUUCACACCUAACAUCCCAAACACCCAUUUCUUCCUCUUCCAGCCACCAGCCAUUCGUCCCCGUCCGUACUGUUAAAAAAUGUAAAAUAUUGAGAAUUAUUCUUCCAUAAUAAAGUAAAUAAUCUGUCAUUCAAUGGUAAUUUGUAUUACUAUGUUGAUAAUAGAACUUUUUGCUUGCCUUUCUUUUGUGUCUGAAGUGGCUUUCAUCAACCGAGACAAACUGAUGCCGUCCUCCAAUGUACUGGCCUCUUGCUUGCUGAUAUUUGUCCAUCGCAGUAGUGCAUACAUCUCGCAGCUUUUGAGCCAUCUUGGAAAGGGUUGCUGAGCUUCCAGAAAUGUCGUCAUUGAUCAUAUCCACUUGACGUAAGCGCAAGCCUUGUGCAAAUCUGAUAAAACAAGGCAAAGAAUUAAUUUAACACAGGUAUUUCACAUUUUUUUGGUUUGAUAUCCAAUGCUCCCCAAGUUAUGAAAAUUCCCCACUAAUUACAAAAACAACAGCAACUAGAAAAGCACUUCUUCACUUCAAACCUCUGUCAAGCAGCUCAGUUUACCCAUCAUUUAAUGUGAAACAAUUAGAGAUGUACCUUGACCUAGUGCCCAAAUAGUUGAAUUUUGUAAAAUUCUGUCCAAACCUUUUUAGUAACCUUGCCCCCCACCCCCCAAUAAAAUAAAAUUAAAUUAAAUUAAAAUAAAACAGACAAACAAACCAACGCUGCCAAAAACACAACAUCCUUUGUGGAGUUAAUGAUGGGAAAUAUGUUUUUGGUAAGUUGUACAGAGCUCUGUGACCACAUUUGGGACUAAUAAUACUGUAGGAUAUUUGUAAAAAAUAAUUAUUUAUAAAAUAAAAGAGAGAGCCAGUUGCAGUUUAAUAUAAAGAGGCAAGGUCAGGGAUGUUGCUUAACCAGGCCUCAUACUGACCAACACAGCAUCCCAUAGGUAAAAGGGAUUUAACAUAUUUCCAUAAUUAAACUAUUAAGAAUUCAAGCUGUAAAUGUAAACAUACAGUAGUUAUAGAAAAUAAAUCACAAAAAUGAAAUUAAUCCAAGCACAUUAUCAUGAUAAAUCUAGACAUGCUCCAUAACAUAUCACACAGAAUUCCUAUUUACAUAAACAUUUUUUUUUUUUUUAAUCAUAGACAGACAGAAAAUCAUAUACCUAUUACAUACCUGUACACAAAGCGCAUCCAGUUAAAGAGCGAGACCUUUGAUUUGCUGAAUAUAGAUUUGUGUCUAAUUGACCUCUUGAUUUUCCUCCCUCUGUGGUUAUGGUGUUUGCAAACCCUGCAGACAUACAGAUAAAGAUAAAAAUGACACAGGCCAGGGGAGUGGCUAGAGCAGUGAUUCUCAUGUGGUGAACCCCAAAUUAAUGUGUAUUUGGCCAUGGACCAUUUACACAACAAAGAAUAACAUAAUAUAACAAAAGUACCUUAUGAAAUCUUAUUUUGUGUGUGUCUGAGCGAGAGAAAGUCUCACUGUCAAUCUUGUCAUACAACUCUAGCGACAACAUCGACAAAGUUGUCCAAUUUUUACAAAAUAAAUCAUUCACAACAUGAAUUUACACCAAUUUUCGAUUGGAAGUAUUUGUUAUCUAUGAAUUGAGAUAUAUUGGGCACUCUUAUCAGCUCACAAUUAAAGCAAUUUGUCACCAGAAUUCAGAGCCAAAAUAUUCAUGUAUGAUGUCAUUUCAUGCAUUAAAUAUAAAUUUACCAUGCAUAGUUGUCCACACAAACUGAUUCCUCGAAUUUCAUCCUGUGUUUGCAUUUAUGGCAUCUCAUUUGUCUUCUUAGAAGCCUUUUCUUCUGCAUCCAUUUGAUUAAUUUUCUGUGCCUUCUUUGAGAAGCCUUUCUGCCUUCAAUAAGUUCUCUUAGCUCAGUGGCUAAACCAGGCAUUAUUUGGCUACGAUAUCACAAUAGGACUUCAUUAGGGUCUACCUGUUACCUUUAUUCUUUUCACUCAUACAAGAUUUCCGCGCCUCUGUGACUACCUCCCGCCAGAUUACGUUUGAUUUCUAUUAUAAAUCAGGGGUGACACAAGCCAAUCAUAAUUGUAUUCACGAGUUUGAGGAGGAGACAUCAGGCAUUCAUCAUCAUAUUGGUUGGUUGUCAACUUGUCAAUCACUUCGAAUCACCACUGUACUUUGACGAAUGAUAAACAGACACGCCCACCCUUAACUCACGAAUUAGUUAAUAGUUACUGGACGAGCGGCUAGCAUUAGCAUUGAUUUCAAACUAUGAAUACACGGUCCGGUAAAAUGUCCGACACCACUGUUAGCGGUGAUACGAAAAAUGCAGACUUAAAUCCAGGUACUGUCGGGAGAAAGAAAAACAAGUCCACAGCGGUUACUUCCAGAAAAAAGAAAACUACACUAAUGGACCAUGCAGCGCACAUGGACAACAAUGAUGACGAUACUGAGGAAACUGUAGCUCCAACAGCAUUUUUAUGUACUGACAAGAAGCAACUUAAGUUCUUUGAGGCAGAGAAGAAGCAGCACAAAAUCACACAAAAAAUCAGUGACCUCAAUGAUACUGAGGAGAGAGGGUCCCUCUACCAAAAAGGGAGACAAGAUACAGAUGAUUGUGGGACAACUGACACAUUUUCCUCAGCCAACUCUUCUUCUGAUGCAUCUCCAUCCUCCUCCAUCUCUGCAUCCUCCAGUACAUCCAGCUCAUCUUCAUCCUCCUCAUCCUCAUCAACUGAUUCAUCUGAUUCAGACAACAAAUCAAAAAGACGGAGGAAGAAAAAGAAGCACCACCACCGGAGUCACAAGAAAAAGGACAAAAGAAAGAAAAAGGACAAGAAAAAAAGCCAACACGGCAAGCAAAGAGCACGUCAUCCUGAGGAGGCCAUCAAGAGAUACAAGAAAGUCCUUAAGGCGUACAAGAAAGGAAGAAAGUUGAGUGUGGCAUAUCGAAAGGUUGGUGUUGAUCGGAACACCAUCGUCGCCAGUGCCCCAAUCUGUGAGCUGGCUGUCGUAGCCCCGAAGAAAUACAAGGAGUUGAGGAUUGCUCACAUGCCACAGCAACGAUUGCAGGACUUUGCAAAAAAAUGUCUGGAGGUGUUGAUUAAUGAUCCAAACCUUUUGAGGGAUGUUGAAAAGCAAAAGAAAAAGGGAAAACUCAUUCCUUUUUCUAAGAAAGCUUAGGUGUUGUGGCUUUGCGCGAGGUCCCCUGGAGCAGUUCGGUUGUAGCCCAGGUUGGGUAUAGAGGUUCCAAGAUAAUAUAAAAAAUGCCAAUGGCUUGAGUUUGCACAAAUAGUGUUUGAUCCUCAUAUGCUUGUAUACCAUAUACAGUAGUUUUGUAUACUGCUGUUUGUUUGUUGUUUUUGUUGUUGUAUGUGUGUAUCCGGGUAUUAACCACGUGUUCAGCAAUUCAAAUGUGUGUAGUGUGUAGUGUGUCCGGGUAUUAAACACAUGUUCAGCAUUUCAAAUGUUUGUAGCGUUUCGUGUAUCAGGGUAUUAAACACAUGUUCAGCAUUUCAAAUGAGUGUUGUGUUUCUUUGGUAAAAUACAGCAGACAUAAAGGCCUAUGGGUGGAACAAUCAUAGGAAAAAAAACAAUAAAUAUCGCAUCAAAUUUUGUACUUGUUCAACCUAUUUGCUGUUCUUCG
Molecule: messenger RNA, 9744 nt
Organism: Corythoichthys intestinalis (scribbled pipefish)
Lineage: Eukaryota; Metazoa; Chordata; Actinopteri; Syngnathiformes; Syngnathidae
Product: gastrula zinc finger protein XlCGF57.1-like
Exons: 5
Coding region: 8370-9281 (303 amino acids)
Biological process (GO): regulation of transcription by RNA polymerase II
Cellular component (GO): nucleoplasm
Molecular function (GO): DNA-binding transcription repressor activity, RNA polymerase II-specific; RNA polymerase II cis-regulatory region sequence-specific DNA binding
Source: RefSeq, a predicted model, not a curated record